Hemiscyllium ocellatum (epaulette shark) is the source of this 7548-nucleotide messenger RNA. It is a transcript of the gene lama4, whose product is annotated as laminin, alpha 4. The coding region runs from base 385 to 6108 and encodes 1907 amino acids. The record is from RefSeq and is a predicted model, not a curated record. Lineage: Eukaryota; Metazoa; Chordata; Chondrichthyes; Orectolobiformes; Hemiscylliidae. Gene Ontology annotation, biological process: cell adhesion; regulation of cell migration; regulation of cell adhesion. Gene Ontology annotation, molecular function: signaling receptor binding. The transcript has 40 exons.
GUAAAGGAAUCCAGGGCUGAAUAUAGCCUCAAUCUGUAUCCUGGUGAAAUCGAGAUAAGGUGAAUGAGAACUGCUAAAUUUUCCUGCAAUUCAAAUCUCUUUUCGAUUGAGUUUGUUCCAAACAGUGUCCAGCUGUACUUUGUUUAAGAGGAGCCUCUGGGGUGGAGGAAAAAAGCGGAGCAGAAGCUGGGAAAGGAAGUGAAAGCAUUUUUUUUAGGGCUGUCGUUAGACUACUUAAAGUGACACAUCUGGCAACUGAAGGCGGUGAGGGGGGAACGGGGGGAAAUAAAAAACAACUGAAGUUUCAAAGCCGGAGGAGCAAGCAGAUUCGAGAAAAAGACUGACAACAACGUGAAGAAAAGACUGUGUCAGGAGAGGGUGGAAAUGGCUUGGAUUUCACCCUGGCUGUGUACUUUCUCCCUAACCGCCCUGGGAUUGUUUUAUCCAGCUACUGGCUCUGGGGAAAGCAGCGGUCUAUCCAUCAGCGCAGAAGAUAAUAUCAUGGGGAAAUCUACCAACCUUGAAGCCAUUCAUCCAAGGGGAAGACAGAACUUGUACAGUGAGAACUGUGCCACGGGGUUCUAUGGCACAACUGAUGGAGCAUGUUUACCUUGUAACUGCCAUGGACAUUCGGAGCAGUGCCUUGAUGAUUCUGGAAUCUGCAUUAACUGUCAGAAUAAUACAACUGGGGACCACUGUGAAAAAUGUCUUGAUGGAUAUAUUGGUGAUGUUGUCCAGGGUCAUCAUAAGUCUUGUCAGCCUUGUCCCUGCCCUAUGAGUAUUCCUUCAAAUAAUUUUGCUGUUUCCUGUAAGAUUAAAGCCAACAAAUUACGUUGCUUCUGUCAGGAAAAUUACGCUGGACCCAGAUGUGAAAGAUGUGCUCCUGGUUACUAUGGAACACCAAUGCUGUAUGGAAGUAGUUGCAGAAAAUGUAACUGCAAUGGUAAUUCUGAUCCCAAUCUCAUAUUUGAAGACUGCAACGAGGAAACUGGGCAUUGCCGGAAUUGUCUGCGAAAUACAACGGGCAUCCAUUGUGAACACUGUGCACCAGGGUACUAUGGAGAUGCUAUUACUGCUAAAAAUUGCACAGACUGUCCCUGUCAGAAAUGUGGCACAGAUGAAUGUGAUCAUGCUACUGGGCAGUGUCGUUGUAAGCCAGGAGUAUCAGGAGCCUUCUGUGACCGCUGUGAGAUUGGUUACUAUGGAUACAGCAGUUGUUCUGGAUGUUUGAGAUGUGAAUGUGCUCUAGCUUCUAAGGAUGAAUACUGUGACCCUUUGAGUGGACGGUGUAGGUGCCUUCCUGGAGUCACAGGAAAGCGCUGUGACCGGUGUCUGUAUGGGUUCUGGAACUAUGGACAAAAUGGGUGCCAGAGAUGCAAUUGUGAAGGGCAGUGUGACAGUGAGACAGGAGAAUGUCUGUCAGCACCUACCGAAUCCCCAACUGACUGCUCCGUUGUCAGAUGUGACAAGUGUGUCUGGGACUUAAUUGAAGACCUAAAAUUAUCAGGAGCGUCACUAGGAGAAGCAAGGUUGAGUGUUCUAAAUGUCAUUACUGGAGAUGCCAUUAAUAACCGCUUGCAGGAAUUCAAUAUCACAGCGAUUCACUUCAACAUGCAGAUUGCAGACAUGUUAUCACAGUCAGAAUCAAAGAAACUUCAGAUAGAAGACAUUGAAGCAGCUAUGGUGGACUUUAUUGCUGAUCUCAACAUGCUGUCUGAGAAGGAAAACAUCACCAUAUCGAAUGCACAGCUGUUUAACAAAGAGACAGCUAAAAUCAGUGACCGUGCCAACCAGAUCAAUGGACAAAUUAACGAUAUUGCUGAUUUGGUCCAAGAUAUUAUUGAAGGCCUAAACAAAUAUGGAAUUGAAAAAGAACUGUCAGCUGAGGAAGUUAACAAAAGCUUUCAUGAGGCGAACCAGAUGUUGGAUGAGCUGAGAAACCGGAACUUUUCCAACCAAAAACCAUUGACUGAAGAAGAAAGAACACAAGCCCGGAAUUUGUUAAAUCGUGUUCAUGGGUUUUAUAAUAAGCUAAUGGAAGCCAAUAGCUCAAUUCGUAAAAUACAGGAAAAUAUUACCAAAUACAAUAAUGAUGUCUUAGACCUGAAGGAAGCACUUGAAGAUGCAAUCAAGACUGUUCAGCAGACAGAGGAGAAAAAUGAAGAAAACAUCAACGGUUACAAAAGAAAAGAGAGACUUCAAAAAGUAUUAAACAAACAUUUUGCUGCUGUAAAUGUGACGCUUAUAACGGCUAGUAAUAGCUUGAUAGACACGGAAAUUGCUAUAUCAGAACUAGAAAAUAAGAUUGUGAACUUGUCUACAUUCCAUGCCUCGAUAGAUGGUGCUCAAAACCUACUGAGGGAUAAACUGACUAAUCUCUCAACAUAUGACAAGUCCCUGGUUCUCCGUGCUAUAGACUAUGCUGAACAGCUUCGGAAACUUGCAUCAGAAUUGGCGAAUAUUUUGAAGAGUAUUGAUGCAAAUGGAAUUGUCCAGAAGGCUAUAAAUGCUUCAAAUGUCUACGACAAUAUUGUUCAAUAUGUAGCAGAGGCUGAGGAGAAUGCAACCACUUUACUCAAUGCUGCACAGAGAGCUGAGGAUGCUGUGGAAGGAAUUCAAACACAGAGUACCUGGCUCAGAAACAGCAGUGAGGCGCUGUUGAAGAAAGUGAGGGAACUAGAUGCAACCAUGUAUGACAAUGAUAAGACCACUUUUCAGGAUACCAGGCGCCAUGUGGAUGCAGUAAUUGGCAAGAAAAAUUACACAGUAAACCGUUUACAAAAUGCUGUAAACCAGUUAGCAUUGAUUGAGCCAAGUAAUAAGAACCGGUUCAACCAAUCAAAGCUAAUUGCAGAAGAAGCAAAAGACACUGCUGAAAUGGUCCUGCAAGCUGUAAAUGAUAUGGAUGAGUUUUUGAAAGGCUGGCCUCAGAAUAUAAGUGCUUCUGCUGAAGAUGGGACUGCUUUCAAGAAGACAGUGAGCUCAGCUGGUGACUCAGUGAAAAAUUUGACAGAAAUAGUUCCAAAACUCUUGGACAAACUUCGAAUCGUGGAACAGAAAAAGCCAGCCAGCAAUAUUUCUGCCAGUAUUCUGCGAAUUCGAGAACUCAUUGCACAGACACGCAAUGUGGCCAGCAAGGUUCAAGUUUCCAUGAAAUUUGAUGGCCAGUCUGCAGUGGAACUUCAUCCAAAAGCAAACUUGGAAGAGCUCAAGUCUUUUACUUCAUUGAGUUUGUUCAUGCGAGUUCCUUCAUUAAGUGAACAAGCUCAGGAUGCCAACAAAGACAGAUUCAUCAUGUACCUUGGAAACAAAAAUGGAAGACAAGAUUACAUUGGUUUGUGUAUUAAAAAUGACAACUUAGUUUAUGUCCACAAUCUUGGAAAUGGAGAUGUUGAGAUUCCUUUGAACUCAAAGCCAGUUAGCACCUGGCCAAACUACUUCAAUUUAAUCAAAGUAGAAAGAGUUGGAAGGCAUGGAAAAAUACAACUAACUGUACCUAGCCCAGGUAGCACAGAAGAGCAAAAAUUUAUCCAGAAAGGAGCAAGUGAAGGCAAUGAUUCUCUACUAGAUCUGGAAGCUGAUAACAUGGUUUUCUAUUUGGGAGGUGUACCUCCAGAUUUCCAGCUCCCUGCCAGCUUAAACUUUCCAGGCUUCGUUGGCUGUAUAGAACUGGCAACACUUAAUGAUGACAUAAUAAGCCUCUACAACUUCAAACGGACAUACAACCUGAACACAACAGCUGAGCGACCCUGUACAAGGUACAAGCUUGCUUUUGCCCAAAGUAGAACAGCAAAUUUCUACUUUGAUGGCUCAGGCUAUUCUUUUGUGCGUAACAUACAAAGGAGAGGAAAAUUCAACAUAGCAACUCGGUUCAAUCUAGACAUUCGCACACCAGCUGACAAUGCCCUCCUGUUACUGAUGGUGAAAGGGAAUACGUUCUUCAGUAUGGAAAUGCAAAAUGGUUAUAUACGCUUGGUUUAUGACUUUGGAUUCAGCAAAGGCCCCGUUGUUCUUGAGGAUACUGAUAAAAAGAAACGUAUAAAUGAUGCAAAAUAUCAUGAGGUCUCAUUCAUUUACCACAACUAUAAGAAGAUGAUCCUAUUGAUUGACAGAAUCAAUGUAAAAAGUGUUGAAAAUGAAAAGAAGAGCAUGUAUUUUACAGAUGUCUAUGUUGGUGGAGCACCUGAUCAGGUCUUAUCAAGUCUGAAGUCCUAUGUAGCUACGGAUGCUGGAUUUCGAGGUUGUCUCCGGAGUUUCCAGUUCCAAAGACGCGAUUUCAAUGUUCUAGAGGAAGAUGAGACAUUAGGGAUCAGCAAUGGUUGUCCAGAGGAAUCACUUAUGUCCCGCAUGGCGUAUUUCAAUGGGCAGGGUUUCAUCUCUUCCAGCGAAAAGAUCACACCAUUUUCAAACUUCGAAGGAGGUUUCAAUUUUAGGACAUUACAGUCCAAUGGGUUGCUUUUCUACUACAGUGAAGGACCUGAUAUCUUCUCCCUUUCUCUGAACAAUGGUACCAUCAUUUUCAAAAUGAAAGAAGCAACAAUGCAAUCAACAAAGAAACAAUAUAACGAUGGAUGGAAUCAUUUUAUUAGAGCAACUGUCUCCCCAUCAAGUUGCCAAUUAAUAGUGGACGACGAGGAUCAAACAACAGUUGAUUGUUCCACAGAAGAAUCUGUCUAUCCCAAAGGAAAAUUCUACUUUGGAGGUUCAGUCCAUGACCAAUAUGUUAACUUCACAGGCUGCAUCAGCAAUGCUUACCUCAGCAGAACAGAGAAAGAUAUUGCAGUAGAAGAUUUCCAGACAUAUGCUGAAAAGGUACAAGCCUCUCUGCAUGGCUGCCCAGCUGAAACUCAUCCAGCCGCAAUUAUUCAGAAACAUCAAAAGUAUGUUGCUAAAGCCAAGAGAGGUCGAGGAAGAAAGGUGAACAGUGGUACAGCAGAAUUACGAAAAGUUUCAGUGGUUCACAGUGGAAAGACAAAAGAAAAUGUCCUACAUGAAGAGUCACGCUGCUAUCUACCAACUCAUCCCAAGACAAUCCAACAUGCCCACCAAUAUGGCGGCAUUCCUAACAGUCGACAGGAGAUUUUUGGAAUCCCUGAAUAUUUCAAUCACAAAUCCCACUUCUCUGUCAGCAUCAGAACUAAAUCUUCACAUGGACUUAUAUUUUAUGUGGCGAAUAAAGAGGAAGACCAGUUCAUGACGCUUUUCAUUGCCCGUGGUCACCUUAUUUACUCAUUCAGUAAUGGCCGUGAAAAAUUGAAAUUAAGAAGUUUAGAGAAAUACAAUGAUGGUCUCUGGCACAAUGUUAUUUUCACACAUGAAAAUAAUAAAGGACGUUUAAUAAUAGAUGGUCUCCACAUUCUAGAGGGUAGUCUCAUCAGUCCUGUUUAUCCAUGGAAUAUAACUGAACCAUUUUAUGUGGGUGGUGUGCCAUUGGGAAAAGCUGCCAAAAACAUUCAGGUCAAGUCAAUCCAAAGUUUUAAUGGCUGUCUUCGGAACUUCCAGCUAAACAGACAGCGGUUGUUACCAGCAAGUCAAACAUUUGGUGUUACACCUUGCUUUGAAGGUCCGACUGAGUCUGGAACAUAUUUUUCCACAGAAGGAGGAUAUGUGAUUUUGGAUGAUUCAUUCAAUUUAGGAUUACAAUUUGAGCUUGUUUUUGAAAUUCGUGCAAGAAAUCAUUCAGGAAUACUGUUACAUAUUCAUAGUUACAACCGGAAAUACCUGAAUCUCUUCAUGGAAUAUGGACAGGUAAUAUUAAAAGUCAGCAAUGGAACUGCAGAGUUCAAAACAUCAGUUUCUCCAAAGCAAAGUCUGUGUGAUGGCCGGUGGCAUCGAAUAGCAGUUAUCAGAGCAUCAAAUGUUGUGCAGUUGGAUGUGGACUCUGAGGUAAACCACUUAGUGGGGCCAAUAACGUCACGCUCUUUCAGUCCCAAGGAGCCAGUAUUUGUUGGAGGAGUGCCAGAGUCACUACUCAGCUCAAGACUGAGCAUGCGCCAGUCAUUCACUGGUUGCAUGAGAAACUUCAACAUCAAUGAAACUCCUGUCAUUUUCGCCAAAGCUGCCCUGGUCAGUGGAGGAGUCAGCAUCAACUCAUGCCCUGCAGUUUAAUGCUUGCAAAUGCUGCUUCUGCAAUCUUUACAUAACUGCCUGAAGGAAAAUUGAUGCCAAAUCACAAUUUCACAUUUGGGGGUGCAGUAAUGUAUCUCAAUUGAAUCAUCUGUCAAGUUACUUCCUCCAUCUCAUUUCUUUUUAAUUUGUCCAUGCAUUUCUUUUACUUCAAGUUUUUUUCCAACAAAUUAGUUAUUGGAACCAAUAAAGUUACCUUUCAGUUUGUCAUGAUCAAUUUUGAAAGCACUAAGAAUGCAAAUUUAUGUUAUCAAAGGGUCAAAACGUUAAUUCCAAAUACUGAGCUUGAAUUGCAUGGUCGUUUUGCUAAAUACCAUUAGUUAAUACCAGUGAUAAUGAUGUGACUUUGCUAUUUGUAAGAAAGAGAUGCAGUGGCUCAGAUUAAUCAAGUUUGUUAUUGAUCUGAAGGGAUCAGGUGCAAUGACCCUAUUGUCCACAUUUGUCUCAUGUAAAUAAAAUAAAAAUAAUUUCUCUACAACCCUAUAAGUCCUCAUACUCAACCAUCUGAGUAGAAUUAUGUCAGUUCAAUUUCUAUCCAACAGGUGCUUCUGUUUCAUAGUUUAUAAGUAAUGAUCACACACCUGGCCAGUUAAAUGAUGCAUUCUGGUGAUUUGGAUGCUUCUUAGUUCCUCUAAUUAGUAAAUUGAGCACAAUUUCCCUUUCAUAAAGCAUGCAGACUUCAUUUGAUGGAGUUUUAUUUAAAGUCUCCUGCCAGAAUCUGCUUAAUACUGCAAUGAAUUCCAGCAUUUUGCCUGAUGACAAAUGCUAAGCAACGAAUAUAUUGUUGCCUACUUUCUGCCUCCCUUCUGUCUCAAAUGGAAGAGAUCCAUUAGCUAUUUUCCAAUCCAAUGAGACCUUUCCAAAAUCUUGGGAACUCUGGAAAAUUAACACUAUCUCAACAGCCUCUCAAAAAACUCUAAAUAAAGUCCAUCAAGAUCAAUGUCAGACUUUUCUCAAUAAUCUUUCCCAGAUGAUUGUCGUUGCUUAAAGUUCCUUCCUCAGUUUUACUUAUUGAUUUAUAAUAAUUUCUUCUGCCUUUCGCAAAAAAUUAAUGCAAAAAUGUAGUUUUCCUCAUUUUUGUCAGUGUUUGUUUUGAUCUUCUGUCCAAACCUCAGACCUGCCAGGCAAAUUUGCAGAAUUCUGCAAUUUAUUUUUCUCCAUUUGACACUAUCUUUUAAUUUUUUAAUAAUCGACAUGUCCUUCCCCGACAGAUUUUCUUUCUCAUCGGGAUGUAUCUUUGCUGAGGAUUAUUAUUACAGAAGAAUCCCUGCAGUGCAGAUACAGGCCAGCCCAACAAGUCCACACCAACCCUCUGAAGUGUAUCCCACCCAAACACAUUCCCCUUCCUACAUGUAGGAGAAAGUGAGAACUGCAGAUGCUGGAGAUCAGAGCUGAAAAUGUGUUGCUGGAAAAGCACAGCAG